This is a messenger RNA of Thunnus maccoyii (southern bluefin tuna), 1334 nucleotides long. Its product is annotated as CD63 antigen-like. Gene Ontology annotation, cellular component: membrane. The coding region runs from base 255 to 974 and encodes 239 amino acids. The transcript is spliced from 7 exons. NCBI's taxonomy places the organism in Eukaryota, Metazoa, Chordata, Actinopteri, Scombriformes, Scombridae. The record is from RefSeq and is a predicted model, not a curated record.
UACCCACUAUUUAGAUUAGCAUAUUUUACGAUACCAUUUGCACUUCAGUGAUGCUACUAUUCAAAUAGUCAAUUUAAAUAUUAUCUUGGUACCUUUCAUUUUCAUAAAGUCAUGUGACACAGUCCCUCUGAAUUAUGUUUAAGUGUUCAGCCUGAGUCUCCUCACACUGCGUGUGGAAAGUCUACAUUAUCCUGUCUGUUCUCGUAUAUGAACUCUUCUAAAAAGAAUUGGAUUUCCUGCAUCAAGUCCUCACCAUGUGCAAGUGUUGCAGCAUCAAAUGCUGGUUUAUUUUUUUCAAUAUGGUGUUCUUGGCAUCUGGGGUUGCCCUCAUCGUUAUCGGAGCGCUGCAAUACUCCACGUACUCAGAGAUGGGCUCGUUUGCUGGGAGCAGUCUGUCUAAAAUUGCUAUAGUCCUCAUUGCAGUGGGUGUCGCCAUUGCCCUCAUCUCCUUCAUGGGCCAUAUUGGGGCAUGCACUAAUAACUUUUCUAUGGUGGCUUGUUUCGUCUGUAUCUUGUUGGUGAUCAUCAUUUUGGAGAUACUCACAGGGGCCGCCUUUUACAUAUUUCGCAGCAGGGUUGCCCUCGUACAGAUGAAUAGUGGUAUCAACAUCAAAGCACGAGGGGCGAUCUAUGAAUACAAGCCGGAGAACAGACAUGCAAUCAACAGAAUUCAGGAAAAGUUCAAAUGCUGUGGUGCAGACACCGCCACUGACUGGUCCAGAAGUGUGGGUUGGGAAAACCACGGUGCCAUGCCAGAUUCCUGCUGCACAGUGAAGAGUGAGGGGUGUGGAAAAGACAAGUCAAAAGUACACAAAGAGGGUUGUAUCCAGGCUAUCAAGCUCUUUCUGUUGAAGAAUCUAGUGAUGGUCGGUGCUAUCUGCAUUGCUCUUGGAGUCACAGAGGUUUUUGGAUUAUUAGUUGGGGUGUGCUUGUGUCUGCACAUAAAACGAAAAAGCUAUGAAAACCUCAGCUGAUGCGCCUUCGUGUCCAAGCACAGAUGUCUUCACACAUCUCUAAAAGGGUUUUUAUGUUUUGUUUUUGCUUAAAUUGAUCUAAUUGGUUUGCUUUUCCAAUGCUUCAUUAUAUCCAAACUGCCUUUUCUUCUCAUAUGUGACAUAAAGAUUCAAAUGUAGUUGAUAAGAAAAUUAUACUGUAUGUGUGCACUAUGUAUGUCAAUGUGUGAGAAAACAUCUAAAAAGCAUCUUAUUGCUGCUUGUAUCCUGGCCAGUUGUGACUGUAUUUUUACAACAAAUAUGAUGAUCUAUGACAUUGAUAAUAUUUGUUAUGAUAGUUACACAUUUGAAUGUCAUGCUUACUAUGCUAAUAUGCUCAAU